Molecule: messenger RNA, 175 nt
Organism: Acaulospora morrowiae
Lineage: Eukaryota; Fungi; Glomeromycota; Glomeromycetes; Diversisporales; Acaulosporaceae
Source: the annotation of a GenBank genome assembly
CAUAUACGAACGACUUAACGAGAACAUAAUAAUCACAGGAACCACAUUUAGAGGGAAGGAGAGAUGCUGUAUUAAGCAUCCUCAUAAUUUAUUCACAUCAAAUAAUCCGGGUGUGAGUAUAAUAGAAAACCUAUCUGACUCGUUGGAUUCAGACAUAAGUGACGAUGAAAAUUAA